AUGAAAAGUGUCACCACCUUUAUAGAGCUAUUCCAGGAGCUAAACUACAACCUUUCAGAGAAAAGGUUAAGCUCGUCGAGUGCAGUAAGCGUGGGUAAACAGGAAAUUUUUGCGAUCAACGGAUCACUCAAUGUUUUGACUGCUGCUACUCCGGUAAGCUCGACCCAAAUUGAAGCUUUGCGAAAGUGCGUUGGCGAUAUAUACAGCUCAGUGUGCUAUGAAGAUGAAUGUGAAGAAAGGAUUAGUCACUUCUUGAUCAAUCUACACUUGAGCGAGUUCAUGAGGUACCACUUUUGUGAUUUUGUGAAAUCCUUAUGGCCUAUAUUAGUGAAGGUGAACACUAAUGUUUGUGACUCGGUACUUUUCCAUAAACUCGUGUACGAUUCAUUGAGUAACUGCCCUGUUUGGAAUUGGAUUAGCUCAACUAUAUUGGUUAAAAUCGCCACGAAUGACACCACUGGCCCUCUAAUUAAGGAAGCACUUGCUUCAAGGGAAAAUUUCGCAAAAUUUGAGCGGAUGAAGUACCUCAAUCGAGACUUUACGACGUUGAUGAAUCUUAUCAAACUACUUACAACUGUGGGGCUCGAAGCAUCCUUUCUUCCCAAUUUGACACAACCUUACAUAAGGUAUAUUCAAACCGUUAAUCCAAACUUUAAAAAUUUGAUUCAGUGUGUGCUUGAAUCAGAUGUUGCAGAAUUAGCAAGUCGCCAAUGCUAUGUCCAACCCGUAGAUCGACACUUACUUCACAUUUGGGUUGAGUCGAAGCUGGAAACACUUUGUCACCACAUCAACCUCAAAUGUCUUGAUUCAUUCAGAACAUUUCCAAACUUGAUAAUCAAACUUAAUGUAUCGUGUACCAUGGGUCCAAAAACGCGAUCAAAAAAAGUACCAGCGGAAUCAUUCAUAACAUCGUUGGCGGCCGUACUCGCGGACGGAACUCAUAAAAAGAGGUUGGAUAUGCUGUUGCAAAUGAAAGAUGUUUUACACUUCAAUUGGCUAGUUCAAUAUUUGAGCUUACUACAAAAGAAGAGAAAGGUUGCUGCCGUAAGCACGGUACUGCAAUGCCAGGUUUCUCCCAGUCGUAAUAUUGAACUCACGAAUGAAAAAACCAGACUUCAAAGCUUUUCGAAUCGAAGAACUAAACUAGCAAAUUUGUCUGACAAUGGCGACCGCAAAGGUAAACCCACUCGCAAGAGGAAGAAGAUUUCUGACGAGUGGGAUUUGACCCUGGAUUUUGAAUCAUCCUUUGAGCAAAUCGAAACAAAUGGUCGUAAACACGAACCGAGAGCAGUUUUGGUACAGAAUAACGGUACUUCAAGUACUGGUGUUGACUGUGGAGGCUCGGUGGAAAAAGAUGCCAAAGCAAGAAAAACCGAAAGAAGGAAGAGCACGACGUCGGGGCAGAGUGGACUUGAAGAUGGAGAUGGCAAAGAUACUCAUGAACCUGGUGAGUGUUUGCAUUUUCUGACGGAGGAUGCGAAUUGCACCAAACAAUCUUCAAAGUUGUUUGUUGCAGAUGAAAGUUCAAAGCUUGAACAAAGUGAUUCGUCGCAGGAAAUCAUUGCUCCGAAAGAGCGUUACGAUAAGUUGGCAACAUCUCAAGCACCCUUGAUGCUCAAUGUGCAGGCUCCUGUACGUACCUCGACCCCUAUCAACGCAGAGUUCACCGAGUUUCCUACAAUUACCGAUAAGACUUCGGAUACUGAAGGAACUGUUAAUGUAAUGCAAGAAGCUUUGAAAUUAUUUUCCUCGAAUUUGGUAAAUAAAUUGAAGAGGGUGGAGUUUGAGGUGCUCCACAAGAGAAAUGAUUUGCAAGCCCAGGUGGACCAGGAGUAUAACAAGAUCGAGCAGAUGCAACGUGCAAAGUUGAAGGAGAUUCAAGAAUAUUGCAAAAAUGAAUUAAAUAAAAUUGUAUAA
Lodderomyces theae is the source of this 1917-nucleotide messenger RNA. RefSeq lists its product as uncharacterized. The transcript has a single exon. The coding region runs from base 1 to 1917 and encodes 638 amino acids. Lineage: Eukaryota; Fungi; Ascomycota; Pichiomycetes; Serinales; Debaryomycetaceae. The record is from RefSeq and is a predicted model, not a curated record.